Molecule: messenger RNA, 3142 nt
Organism: Silurus meridionalis
Lineage: Eukaryota; Metazoa; Chordata; Actinopteri; Siluriformes; Siluridae
Gene: ganc
Product: glucosidase, alpha; neutral C
Exons: 24
Coding region: 49-2769 (906 amino acids)
Biological process (GO): carbohydrate metabolic process; N-glycan processing
Molecular function (GO): alpha-1,4-glucosidase activity; carbohydrate binding
Source: RefSeq, a predicted model, not a curated record
UGUCUGUACAGUGACUGUCAAAGGAAGCGGAAACUGUAAACACUGAGCAUGGCAGAAGUUGGCGUAAAUAAAAGUGAUUCUACGGAUGUUCUACAGAGCGUCGUACCAGAUGAUGAGGGAAAAGACAAGUUUAAGAGAGCCGAACACAUCUUGUUUUACAAGAGACAGAAAGCCAAAGGUGCGUCUCAGUAUUGUGCCUUACUGGACACUGUAGUUCUGCAAGAGAGAGCAGCAUCUGUGGAGCUUUUGGAGUCCAGCUCUCAGGAGCAUUUUCUUUUGCAAAUCCAUGAAAGUUCUAAUGGAACACUGAGAUUUACCAUUGAUGAACUGCAGCCUGUCAGAGAACGCUAUAAAGCUGCAGAUGUCUUGAUUGGGGAGACAAACUAUGAACAGUUGAGGAUUGAGUGGAAGAGAACUGACUGUGUUUCUCUGACAUGGGGUUCAGGGCAGUACCAUGUGCAGGUCUUUGCCUUUCCAUUUAAAUUAGAAAUUGUCUAUGAGGAAGAAGUGAUGGUGACAUUUAAUCCUGAAGGAAGACUCUGCUUUGAGACACAGUUUAAUCUUGCCAGCCCAAUCUCAUGUUCACACCAGGGUGAAGAAAAUCCUUCAGGGGUGUUGAAGGAGACCUUCAGACAGUUUGAAGACAUCAAAGCACAUGGCAACAGUUCAGUGGGUAUUGACCUUAGGCUGCAUGGUUUCAGCCAUAUUUAUGGCAUUCCAGAGCAUGCUGAUUCUUUCCAGUUGAAAGACACCAGUGGCAGUGAGCCAUAUCGAUUGUACAACCUGGAUGUGUUUGCCUAUGAGAUCAACAGCAGACAGGGGCUUUAUGGUUCAGUUCCUCUUCUGCUAGCUCACAAACCAGACAGGACGCUGGGGGUGUUCUGGCUUAAUGCCUCUGAAACUCUUGUUGAUCUGCAGUAUGGCUCAACCUAUUCAGAGCAGGGAGAGGAUGGCCCACCGGUGAAGAAGAGCAGGGUAAAUCCUCAAACUGAUAUGAGCUGGGUUUCAGAGAGUGGACGAAUUGAUUGUUUUAUACUUCUUGGACCUUCACCUGCCCAAGUGUUUUCACAGUAUGCACAACUUACAGGGUAUCAAGCAUUGCCACCUUUGUUUUCGCUGGGAUAUCACCAGUGUCGCUGGAACUACUUGGAUGAAGAGGACGUGAAAGCUGUGGAUGCUGGCUUCGACCUCCAUAACAUCCCUUAUGAUGUAAUCUGGCUGGACAUAGAACACACUGAAGGGAAGCGUUAUUUCACCUGGGACUCCAAACUGUUUUCUAACCCGGUGGACAUGCAGCUCCAUCUGCAGAGAAAGAAAAGGAAGUUGGUGGUUAUCAGUGACCCUCAUAUCAAGGCUGACCCUGACUGGCCUUUUUUCUGUGCAGCCAGAGAUGGAGGACAUUUUGUAAAGAACAAAGCUGGUGGUGUUUAUCAUGGAUCAUGCUGGCCAGGUGAUUCCUGCUAUUUGGAUUUCAGUAGCCCAAGGACAAGGUCGUGGUAUGCCAGGCAGUUUUCAUUUGACAAAUAUAAAGGGUCUACAGAGUCCUUGUUUGUGUGGAUUGACAUGAACGAGCCCUCUGUCUUUAAUGGACCAGAGCAGACAAUGCCUAAAGACGUGGUUCAUUGUUCAGGCAGGGAACACAGGGAAUUACACAACCUGUAUGGCUUCUUCCAGCAUAUGGCUACUGCUGAGGGUUUGAUAACUCGAUCUGGUGGCUUGGAGAGACCAUUUGUUCUUUCACGUUCCUUCUUUGCAGGGUCUCAGAGAAUGGGUGCAAUAUGGACAGGGGACAAUGUUGCUACCUGGGACUAUCUGAAGAUCUCAAUCCCUAUGCUGUUGUCACUAAGUGUCACUGGAAUUCAGUUUUGUGGGGCUGAUGUAGGAGGCUUUGUACAGGAUCCUGACCCUGAGUUGCUGGUGCGCUGGUACCAGGCAGGGGCGCUACAACCCUUCUAUAGAGGCCACUCAGCUAAACAGACCAAACGGCGUGAGCCAUGGCUGUUUGGAAACACAGUCACUUCAGCAGUACGAUCGGCAAUUAAGCAGAGAUACUGCCUCCUGCCUUAUUGGUACACUCUCUUUCACCUAGCCCAUACCUCAGCACUGCCCCCAAUGAGACCACUGUGGGUGGAGUUCCCAAGGGAGAUAGAAACCUUCACUGUGGAAAACCAGUACAUGAUUGGCAGUGCACUCCUGGCUUGUCCUGUGACUGACCCUGGAGUCACAGAGGUCAAGAUUUUACUGCCAGGUUCAGAUGAGCUGUGGUAUGAUGUCAGUAACGGUGAGGUGCACAGAGGAGGCAAGACCCUGACACUUCCUGUGACUCUGGAGACAGUGCCUGUGCUCCAGCGUGGAGGAACCAUCGUGACCAGAAGAACAGGCUGUGGUUCCUGCACUGCUGAUCUCCAACAACAUCCCUUCACUCUCACUAUAGCUUUGGAUUCGAAGGGUAAAGCUGAAGGUCUGCUGUAUGAGGAUGAUGGACACUCCUUCAGCUAUAGGGACAAAAAGCAGUACUGUUUGCGUAAAUUCUCUAUGCAGUCUGGCAGACUCAUGAGCAGCAGUGCAGAUGAAGAAUCGCUCUUUAUCUCGGGUGGCAAACUCGAGUCAGUGGUGAUUCUGGGUCAGAAGAGUAUGCAAAGGAAACCAACACUAACAUCAGCUUCUGGGAAUACCACAAUCUCAUUUCAGAUGGAACCAAAACAAGCUCUUCUGAAGCUGACUGGAUUGGACCUGAAAAUAGACACAGAUUGGGAAAUCAUAAUAUAACAACAUAUAAGUAGGUAGUUAGGAAAUCUUUAGCAGCAAUUUUUGUUAGUUGCUGUGUAUUUGAGUUUUAUUGUUUUUAUUGUAAUUAUAUAUUUUUAAGCAUUGGAUUUAAAUUUGAUUUGUUUUAUGUGAAUCAUACUGACAAAGGCAAAUAAUCGUGAGAUCGGCAAUUCAUUUUCUCAGUGGAACCCUUUCUGAACGGAACUCAAAACGGAAGUUGAAAAUUUAAACAUCUAUUUGAUUUAUUUGCUUCCUGUUUUGUUUUAAUGUCUAGCCAUAAAGCCCUGCAUUUAUUUACAUGAUUUAUGUAACUGUGUGAUGUUUUGUUAUAUAAAGACAUGGAAAUGAAAACAACCUGUUGUGUUUGUGACCU